UUAAAAAUUUCCAGUCAUUCGUUAUUUAUUCUCUCGAUUUCAAUUUCGUCUGGAUUGUCCUUCUUUUGUAUUGAACUCCAUUCCACUCUCGCUCUCAGGUUGCCAAACUUUUGCGGAAAGUACAAAUUUUCUUGGCAACCAAACACAAUAAACGCACACCUCUCUCGUCAUGCCAUGUAUAAGUUGCGGAGACAGAUCCCUAAUCCGCGACGACAGCACCGGCAACCUGGUAUGCGAAUCAUGUGGCACCGUCCAAGAAUACGAUAACUAUGAGGCUCGCACCGGCGGCAUCAAUGGUCCAGAAGGCGUGUUAAUUCGUCUGGGAACUUCAGGUACUGGUAGUGUCUUAAAUUACCGAGACAAAAAACUUUACGAGGCAAAUAAGCUUAUUGAUGAAAUAACCUUCAGAUUGGAUUUAGUAGGCAAAAAAGUUAGCGAAAUUAAGUCCAUGAUCGAUAAAGUUACUGAAAGUGAGUUUGGGCAAGGUGAGUGGUUUCCAGUUUUGAUAGGUGCGUGUGCUUAUAUCGUAGUGAGAAGUGAUAAUAAAUCUUUGUCUGUUGCAGAAAUUGGUAAUGUGAUUGGUUGUGAUGUUUAUGAAUUGGGUAGAAUGAUAAGGCGUGUUGUUGAUCAUUUGAAUAUAAAGCUGCCUGAGUUUGAUAUAGUGACAUCAUUUGAGAAGGCUGUGAGGAAUUUAUUGGAUACAGGGAGGGUUGACAGUGAUAAAGUUGAAAGAAUGCGGGAACAAGGGGUGUUUUUGAUACAAUGUGGGAUUAAGUGGUUUUUAACCACAGGGAGAAGGCCCUUGCCUAUUGUGGCAGCGGUGCUAGUGUUGGUGGCAGAGUUGAAUGGGGUUGAGUGUGUGAAAAUUGAGGAGGUGGCUAGGGAUAUGCAUGCAGCAGUGUCUACAUGUAGAUUGAGGUAUAAGGAGUUGUUAGAGGCACUUGUGAAAGUUGCACAGGCAUUGCCAUGGGGGAAGGAUGUGACCUUGAAGAAUAUUGUGAAGAACGCACCAUUUGUGAUUCGGUAUAUGGAGAUCAAGUCGAUGGCAAAGUCUGAUGGACAGGGGGACGGUUUGGGUUAUAUUGAAUUUGAUUUUGGGGAGGUGGUUAGUCAGUGUUUGAGGAAGGAUGUUGAGUAUGGGGUUGAGGAUGAUAGCACAGAAUGUGAUGAUUCUCGAUAUUUUGAGGUCAGAAAUAGACAAGGCUUGAAUAACAUGGGAGACAAUGAUGUGGAUAAGCUUCAGCUUUCACAUGAGUGCUUGUCCUUGGCUUAUGACAAGUUCUUAAAUGAGGGUGGAAGAGGUAAAUAUGCUGGAAAUGUUGAAAGAGUUAAUAGUACGAAAAGGAAUAGAGUGUUUGAUCUUCAUCCAACUGAAUGGUGGGAUGGGAAAUCAGAUUUAAGCAAGAAGCUUUUGCUGAAACGAAUAUUAGAAAAAGAUGUGGGAUUAAAUCCUAUGCCUCCUUCUUUUGUUAAUGGCCAUAUGGCAGUUGAGAGGAGAAGGGCAAAGAUAAAUGCUGCAAAGCUUCGUAUUGAAAGGGUUAUGCAUCCACGGAAUGCUGAUUCAGGUGUUGGUAGUGACUUUUGCUUUCUGGAAGCUCGGAAGAGAAAAAGAAAAGCAAGGGCAAAAGGACUUGAUUGGGAAGAUUUUGUCAUUGAGACCCUCCUUCUUCAUCAGGUGAAAGAGGAUGAAAUUGAGAAGGGGCACUACAAUACUUUGCUGGACUUGCAUGUUUUCAAUUCUGGAAUGGUGUGAGAGGUUCCAGCAAGGAGGCUGAACAUUUUUAAUAUUUUUAUUGGAACCUUUAUUGUUGAAGAGAAAAUUUUGGAGAACACUCGUAAAGGUGCCUGAUGGACCCUUCAACAACUUAUUGGCCACCAGCAAAUGCCCCAACUGGGAAAGUUUUGGUGAUGCUGGCAAGUCUCUUGAAGUGAAUUUUACCAGUGGGCGGGUUAUCAACAAUUAUCUCAAUAAUGGGAGGCCAAAGCAUGAGCUCCUUAGCCUUUACUCCCUUGAGUUUCUUGAUCAACUUCUUGCUGACAUAACCAGUUAUUUCACUAUCAUAGCUGACAAGCUUGCUGAUCAUCUUGAAGUUGUGCUCGACCUUCUUUUUUUGCAGGAUCCACAUUUAUCCCGUAUUCCUAACAAAACCAACUUCGAUCACAUCUUCUAGUGGUAGAAGUCCCAAAGGAAGUCCAAACUCCUCAAGAAGAGAAGUUGCCAGUUUUAGCCCCUCUUCAUGACCCUUCUUGACAAUUCCUCCUUCCUUCUCUGCCAUGGUCUGAUGUGUUUCUAGUUUCUCACUUUCUUUUUAAUCACUCACUUUGAAGGUAAUUUGUUCGAUUGAAAUUACUGAGAUAAUGCCUUUAUUUAUACCAAGUAAUCAUCUCAGUAAGACAAAUUUAAAAGGAGAAACCAAAGUGACUAGCAAACCAAAGUGACUAGCAUUGUAUUAACCUCCAGAAUUGGUUUGCUUUAAACUGGCCUCUACCCUGGUUUAAAUGUUUAAUGCAAUUAGUAAAUGUUUUUUUUGCUGAUGACUUGGAAAACAAGUCUGCACAUUACCUGCAUUCGCUAUGAUGCUGUUUCUCAUCAGAACACACAGUUCUGCUUGUGGUACUAGUAGAAAGUUUAAUGAAAACUAUGAGUAAGUUUAAUGUAUGUAAUAUUAUCAAAAAUUCCAUAUAGAAUCAGAAAUAGAUCAAGAAGCUACUAGUGGUAGGCUGGUGGCCUGUUCUUGGCGGUAAUUUCAGGCUGUCUAUAAAAGAAUUGUUUCUAAUCUCUUGUGAUUGAUCUGUAUUUACCUGUUUUGACUGCUUGUAUUUUGUUCUAUUGUCUGAGGUUCGCAUCUGGUUAUCAGUAAGCAUUAUUUUGUCCCAGACUGAAUUGAGCCAUUUGUGACUGCAGAAAAAUAUUCUACUCGGGCACCUGUGUGAAAAGGAGAAAGACAGGAGAGGGGUGAUGACACUACUGGCGUUUGGAUCCAAAAAGUAAACUGGGUUCUAAUUCAAUCUCUACAGGUAUGCUUGAUUGUUGAACUGCCAGAUAUAGGUAACAAACAGAGUUAACUACUUGUUUUUCUCAUUUCCCUGCAUGAGAGUACUUUUGGCCUCUACAAUUCAGUAUCUCUACAAUUCAGUAUCUCAUAUGAAUAUAUGCUGAUUGUGGGGUUUCUGUGAUGGGACAAAUUCUGAAGCUAAACAAAGUUGUAGUCUAAGUUUAAGUUUUCACUUAUGUUUCUAUACAUAUAAAACAUAAGUAUCUAAUAUAGAUGUACCAAACGUUUUAUAUUGAACUAAUCAAGCAAAACUGAAACACCUAAGCUUUUUGUUUCA
Jatropha curcas is the source of this 3333-nucleotide messenger RNA. Lineage: Eukaryota; Viridiplantae; Streptophyta; Magnoliopsida; Malpighiales; Euphorbiaceae. The record is from RefSeq and is a predicted model, not a curated record.